AGACAAGUUUUGAUUCCAGUAUUCUUGGUAAAAAAAUAACCACAAACCGUAGAACUGUAGAAGUAUGGUUACAUAGCAUUUCACACAGAAAUUCUGUUUCAUUAGAUAAAAAAUGUUAUACACAAUGUUAGAAACAACGUGUAAGAUAAAAUGAUCUGAAUUAAUUGAUUAACAAAAGAAUGAGUAAAAAUAGAAAACACGUAAUUGAGGGCCUAUGAACAAUAGAGCAUAGAAGACACAUAAUUGAGGGCUGUAGUCCACAAAAUAGAAACUUCACUUAUUACUAGUUAAUAGUACACGACGGUCUAAUCUAAAUUAUCUCACGACCGUCUCAUCUAAAUUAUCUCAGUUUAGGUUCAGUGUCAUUUUCUUAAUACUAUUUACGAAUUUCAAUUUAGAUUUUUCUGAAUUUGAAAUCAUCUUACUUUCGUUCAAACGUUCUUCCAAUUCUUAUUUUCACUCAAACACUCUUCUAAGUCUUUGUAAGAACCACUUAUUUGAGAUAUCUCUCUUAAAUAUGAAAGACUAACACAAGAACUACACAAAAUAUUUCUGUAGUAAGUUGUUUGUAUUGAAAUUAUGAGAAUAAUUUAGUGUUGAAAGAUCACUAUAAUUGCUGGGGUGAUAGGCAAUUCGUCCCAUGAGUUUGAUGAGGUUAGGGAUUUGAUUCCCCUUUGCAUGUGAUAACAGUCAAUCAUGAACCACCACGACAUGAUGGUGAAUGAUAUCAAUGCCAUGCUUGACAAGGCAGAACCACCUUUUAGUGCCGCCGACUAUUGCAUCUACAAGGUCCCCAAUAGAGUUCGCAGACUCAACGACGACGCAUACACUCCCAAAGUCAUUUCCAUCGGCCCUUUCCACCACCGUCACCACCACCACCCCCACCUCCAAAACAUGGAACGACACAAACUCAUUUACUUCAAAGCAUUUCUCAAACGUGCUGAAACAACUACACAACCCUUGAUUGAGUGCAUAGAAUCUAUCAUACCUAAGUUUCGUCGUUGUUAUUCCGAAACCCUAGACUUCACCGAUCAGGAACUCGUUAAAUUAAUCCUAAUCGAUUCUGGUUUCAUAAUUGAACUUUUCUAUGGAUACUAUUAUGAACAAGAUGAUUUUUAUCUCUUAAAACCUUGGUUACGUUGUAAUAUAAGAUUAGAUUUAUUAUUAUUUGAAAAUCAAUUGCCCUUCUUUGUUGUUGAAAAAAUCUUCAACAUUUCUUUUCAUGCUAAGCGUUAUAUCCGUUCUUUUCGUCAGCUUACUUUUUAUUAUUUUAAAGAAUACAAUAAAUCAAAUUUGGUUUAUGAUGAUCGUAAUAUUAGCAUAAGUCAUUUCACUGACCUAAUUCGAAUUUUCCACUUGCAACCAUUUGGAAAACGACCGCCUAGAAGUGAACAACUGGUGAAACAUCUUCAUAGUGUAACUGAUUUGUUUGAAGCAGGUGUUAGGUUCAAAGUGAACACUCAAAGUGAGUCUUUCCUCGACUUGAGGUUUUCGAGUGGAGUUCUUGAAAUUCCUCAAUUAAUAGUCGAUGAUUGGACUGAGAUUUUGUUUCGGAAUAUGGUUGCUUUGGAGCAAUGUGAUUACCCUGAUGAGUCCUACAUUACUGAUUAUGUUGCUCUUUUGGAUUUUCUUAUUAAUACCGGAAGGGAUGUGGAUAUACUUGUUCAGAAUGAAAUAUUGGUUGAUUGGCUUGGGGAUAGUGGUUCUGUGGCUAACAUGUUUAAUAAUCUUUGCAAAAAUGUUACAUUUUCUAGUUCCAGUUCUGAUUACUUUGUUCUUUCUGAAGAUUUGGAUGGUUUUUAUAGUGAUCCUUUGCAUAAAUUGAAGGCUACUCUCAGACGCGAUUAUUGUAGCAAUCCUUGGCAAACUGCUGCUACCGUUGCUGGUUCUGUGGCUAACAUCAGUUUGUUCUGUCAUGCAAGUUGUACAACAGUAGAAUGACUCCUAAUAAGUUUAAUCAUUGUUGGAUUCAUAAAUAUUGUAAUUCUUCUUACUUCCAAUUUAUGUUGUUUCGCUUGUUUGGUUAUUGUGUGUGUUGUAUUAGACCAUCAUUGUAAUUUCAUAUUAAAAAAAUUUCUGCUAUUUGAUCUCAUGUUAUGAAAUUAUUGAACACAUUUUUCAACAUAAAAGUUACACAACUAUUCAAAUCAAGGCAAUAAAGCAUAUGCACAGAGUUGA
Messenger RNA from Vicia villosa (hairy vetch), 2178 nucleotides. RefSeq names its product UPF0481 protein At3g47200-like. The record is from RefSeq and is a predicted model, not a curated record. The transcript is spliced from 2 exons. NCBI's taxonomy places the organism in Eukaryota, Viridiplantae, Streptophyta, Magnoliopsida, Fabales, Fabaceae. The coding region runs from base 697 to 1941 and encodes 414 amino acids.